Messenger RNA from Cylindrotheca closterium, 1011 nucleotides. Lineage: Eukaryota; Bacillariophyta; Bacillariophyceae; Bacillariales; Bacillariaceae. The record is from the annotation of a GenBank genome assembly.
AUGUACAGUGCCCUUCUCUUCAGCGUCAUUGCCACUCUACAACUCCACAAUGUUAUUAUCACCCAAGCUUUCAUCACAGAACAUCACAGACAUCGAAGUUCUCGAUCCGAAGUUUCAGCGGUGACACCCCUUCUGGCAGCAUCGAAUAUCGAUGAUUUCUUUCCCACUGACGACAGUGACAAGAACCGCUUUGAUGUGGAAGCUCUACGCCAACGAUUCGAAUCUUUGGCCUCCAACACUGGGCCUUCGAUCUAUAGCAGUGCCAUGCAAGAACAACCGAAUCUUGCAGAAAAAGAACCCCUAUCAAGCCCUGUUCUAUUGCUAACUGCUACUGAUUCUUCUGUGCCACUCCGCGAAACACCAGCGCUGGAUGUGGCCAUUGAACCCCGACCUCCGCUCACAAGCAUUGAACGAGAGCGUCGAUCUGCAGAGAUUGAGCUUCUAGGCCACCUUACCUACGGUGAAGAAGCUGUCAAGGAAAUUUACAACCUCUGGUUCGCCGAACGUGGAGCUGCGGCUUCCAAGCUUCUGCACCAAUCGAGGGAGCUGAUGGAACAAGGUCCCAAGGAGCAAGAUGAAGCUGAAGCAAUCCUUCUUGCCCUAAUCGACGACUAUGGUGUAUACUUUACAGAACCCUUGAACCAACUUGCAAUUCUUUACCACGUACAAGGUCGCUAUGAAAAAGCAUUGCAGCUCAACAAAAUUGUUCUUUCCAUCAAGCCAUGGCAUUUCGGGGCUCUUUCUCACAUUGUUAUGGUCUAUGCUGCCAUGGGUGAUCAGAUGUCGGCUCGCCAGUGGGCAUACUUUCGUCUCCCGACAUUUUCCAAUGGUGGUUCUAAUCAAAGAAGAUCACGCUGGGUGGAACGAGCUGUUGUCGAAGCGACUGUUCGCCUUCACCAAGGAGAAAAGAACAAUGCCAAAUCGUUCGGAAUCUCCGACCGCGAAUGGAUUGCCAAACAAGGCAAUAAGUUCAACAAGUUCGAGUCUAAUGAUGCCAACUCCUGGCAGUAA